Molecule: messenger RNA, 2024 nt
Organism: Raphanus sativus (radish)
Lineage: Eukaryota; Viridiplantae; Streptophyta; Magnoliopsida; Brassicales; Brassicaceae
Product: BTB/POZ domain-containing protein At2g46260
Exons: 6
Coding region: 172-1812 (546 amino acids)
Biological process (GO): response to red light
Cellular component (GO): nucleus
Molecular function (GO): protein binding
Source: RefSeq, a predicted model, not a curated record
GCCAUUCAACGUUCUGUGACCUCUCUUCCCGUCCUUUCUUCGAGGAAACAAAAAAAAAAAAAAGAAAGAACAUUUCUAGGGUUUGUUCCUCGAAAAUCCAAAUUUUUCGAAUUCCAGAUUAGCUUUUCGCCGGAGAGAAGACAGGAGAGAGGGUUUCGGAAAAAAAGGAAGAUGAGAGGUUGUGAUCUAUUUGACCCUAAGACGACGGAGAUGGAUUCCACCAGUUUCUCUCGCGGCGACUCGUCCCCCGGUGCUGAUUUCGGUUUCGCUUUCAACGACAGCAACUUCUCCGACCGUUUGCUCCGAAUCGAGAUCCUCGGUGACGGUGAUGAAGGUUGUUGCACGAGUAUGGCCGAUUGGGCUCGUCAUCGCAAGAUGAGAAGAGAGGAUCAUAACAAUGGCGUUGGUGACAUUGUGUCAUGUCCUGAAGAGCAGAUUAUAACCGAUGACAACCAACCUGACAUGGAUGAUUGUUGUCCUGGUGGUGACGAUCAAGGAGAUGCAAUGUUGGAAGAGGCUCUAUCAGGUGAUGAGGAUGCAUCUAGUGAACGAAACUGGGGAAUGGAGGACCAUUCCACUGUUGUUAAUGUUAAGGAACUUCAUAUUAGUUCUCCUAUCUUGGCUGCUAAAAGCCCCUUUUUCUACAAGCUCUUCUCCAAUGGAAUGAGGGAAUCAGCACAAAGACAUGUAACCCUUAGAAUUAGUGCACAAGAGGAAGGUGCUUUGAUGGAGCUUUUGAACUUUAUGUACAGCAGCUCUCUAACGGUCACAACAGCACCUGCUUUACUAGACGUGCUUAUGGCUGCUGACAUGUUUGAGGUUGCAUCCUGCAUGAGGUAUUGCAGCAGACUUCUCCGCAACUUGCCUAUGACCCCCGAUUCCGCUUUGCUCUAUCUCGACCUUCCCUCCACUGUUUUAAUGGCUGAAGCAGUCCAACCUCUAACCGAUGCUGCCAAGCAGUUCCUUGCCUCCCGCUACAAGGAUAUUACCAAGUAUCAAGAAGAGGUUAUGGCCUUGCCCUUGGCUGGAAUCGAGGCGAUACUAUCGAGCGACGAUCUCCAAAUUGCUUCUGAGGAUGCUGUUUAUGAUUUCGUGUUGAAAUGGGCAAGGGGGAAGUACAGUUCAUUGGAAGAGCGUAGAAAGAUUCUUGGUUCACGCCUUGCGCUCUGCAUCCGCUUCCCAUACAUGACGUGCCGAAAACUCAAGAAGGUACUAACGUGCAGUGACUUCGAGCACGAGGUCGCAUCGAAGCAGGUUCUAGAAGCGCUCUUCUUCAAAGCAGAAGCCCCGCACAGGCAACGCAUUCUAGCCGCCGAAGGAUCAGUCUCCACGAAGAACCGCCGUUUCAUUGAGAGGGCUUACAAAUACAGACCCGUGAAAGUCGUGGAGUUCGAGCUCCCUCGUCCGCAGUGUGUAGUGUACCUGGACUUGAAGCGGGAGGAGUGCGCGGGACUGUUCCCUUCGGGGAGAGUCUAUUCUCAAGCUUUUCAUUUAGGAGGUCAGGGCUUCUUCCUCUCGGCGCACUGCAACAUGGACCAGCAAAGCUCUUUCCACUGCUUCGGGCUGUUCCUUGGGAUGCAAGAGAAAGGUGCUGUGAGUUUCGGUGUGGACUAUGAGUUCGCAGCUAGGCAGAAACCUUCGCAGGAUUACUCGAGCAAAUACAAAGGGACCUACACAUUCACUGGUGGGAAAGCGGUUGGUUAUAGAAACCUUUUUGCGAUUCCUUGGACUUCGUUUAUCGCUGAGGAUAGUCAGUACUUCAUCAAUGGCGUUCUCCAUCUCCGAGCUGAGCUCACCAUUAACAGACCUUAACUGAUCCAGCUUCCCUCUCCUCUUUUUGUUUGUCUUAUCUCUCCAUAUAUAAGUUCACGUUAUCUCUUUGACGUAGCAGCUCUAAGUUUCUCUAACCAUGAGUCCCUACGGAGAAAGUAAAGUUUUAAAAGUGAGCACUCUGUAAAUUUGAAUGAACGUAUGGUACUAUUUUUUGGGCCGUGAAAAUGUAAAUAAAGCUAGGCCUUAAAACG